Messenger RNA from Gymnodraco acuticeps, 2201 nucleotides. Its product is annotated as leukocyte elastase inhibitor-like. The coding region runs from base 191 to 1465 and encodes 424 amino acids. Gene Ontology annotation, molecular function: serine-type endopeptidase inhibitor activity. Lineage: Eukaryota; Metazoa; Chordata; Actinopteri; Perciformes; Bathydraconidae. The transcript has 10 exons. Gene Ontology annotation, biological process: negative regulation of endopeptidase activity. The record is from RefSeq and is a predicted model, not a curated record.
GAGAAUGCGGAAGCUCAUCUGACAGGAACAUGGAUGUAUAAUACGGGUAUAAUAAGAACAGACAGGAAGGAUUUCGGGGCGUGUCAGCUAACCAGUAAAUAAUAAAAACUGAAGCUUCAAACACGAGACUUCAUGUGACGGAAAGACUCCUGAAUACUCGAAGUCCAUCAGAAAAGUGUCUGUCAACACCAUGGCAUCACCAACCCCUCUAUCCAAGGCCAACACCACCUUCGCUCUGGCUUUGCUCAAACAGCUAGGCGAUAACGACAAUGCCGCGAAUGUCUUCUACUCCCCCUUCAGCAUCUCCUCAGCCCUGGCUAUGGUGAUGCUGGGGACCAGGGGCAACACAUCCACACAGAUGUCAGAGGUGCUCUGCUUUACUGAGGCAGAUAAGUCGCAGCAUUGUGGAGGAGAGCAGAUGCAAAUGGGAAUGGAGCAGCAGCAGAAAGUCAACGCCAUGCUGCCACCAUAUCUGCGGAAGAUGUGCCUGAAAACUAAGGACUUGCAGGAUGAGGUCCAUACGAGCUUCGCCGAACUGCUGUCAGAGCUGAACAGGGAAAACGCUCCGUUUGCCCUCAGUGUCGCCAACAGGCUGUACGGGGAGCAGUCCUACCAGUUUGUAGAGGAUUUCUUAGGGAAAACCAAGAAGCACUACAGUGCAGAGCUGGAGUCUACGGACUUUGUGAACAGCUCAGAAGUGGCGAGAGGCAACAUCAACAACUGGGUGGAGCAGAUGACACAAGGUAAAAUUAAGGAUCUGUUGGCCAAUGGAGUGGUGGACAGCAUGACCAGGAUGGUGCUGGUCAACGCCAUCUACUUCAAAGGCAACUGGGACAAACAGUUUGAGGAGAGCAAAACUGUGGAUUCUCAGUUUAGACUCAACAAGAAUGGCACCAAACCAGUGAAGAUGAUGAACAUAAAAUCAAAGUUCCCUUUCACCUACAUCUCUGAAGCCAGCUGCCAGAUCCUUGAGAUGCCUUACAAAGGAAAGGAGCUCAGCAUGCUCAUCUUUUUGCCCAAAGAUAUAGAGGACAGUACAACAGGUCUGGAGAAGCUGGAGAAACAGCUGACCUAUGAGAACUUUACCAAGUGGACUCUUCCAGAGAUGAUGGAUAAUGUUGAGGUCAUGGUGGGGCUGCCUCGUUUUAAGAUGGAGGAGUUGUAUGAUCUGAAAAGUGUCCUGAUCAGCAUGGGCAUGGCAGAUGCCUUCGACAUGGCAAUGAGUGACUUCUCAGGCAUGUCCCCUAGAAACGACCUGGUUCUGUCAAAAGUUGUCCACAAGGCUUUUGUGGAGGUCAACGAGGAGGGAACUGAGGCUGCUGCUGCCACUGCUGCGAUCAUGAUGCUGCGAUGUGCCGCGAUGCGGCCAGAGCGCUUCGUUGCAGACCACCCCUUCCUCUUCUUCAUCCGACAUAACCCUUCCAUGAGCGUCCUCUUUGCUGGCAGAUACUGCUCCCCUGAGUGAGCUCUACAUAGUUAAGAGCAGUGGUUCUCAACUAAAGGGGGUUUACAAUGCAUUGCAACAGUAUCACAUUUAUUUUAUAUUACUAGAAGGUUAUUGAGAAUCACUUCAAGGGUUUCCUAUAGCUAUUCACAAUCAAGUUUCCCUCCUAUGUUUUCAUAAUGUAGAACGAUGAGCUGCUUUUUUUUUAAACUGUUGCUUCUGGUCGCCAUCAUUCCUUAUGAGUGAAUUAAAUAUUCUGUGUUAAUCCUGAUUAUUAGGUUUGUACACAGUUUGUGUUUUGCACCUAAUAUCUUCAGCCUUAAGACCUUGAUUACCUUAUGUUUGUAAUGGAAGUAUGGCCCUUUUUGCUGCAGCCUUACACCUUACCCUAUUAAUCUAUACCAAUCGCGUCUAUAUCAUCUAAAACACCCCUUGCAAGAAUUGCCUUUAUCACAAUUUCCAUGUUGUUCGUUUUUUAACUGCCAGGCCCGAACUAUACUUAACACGUAAUUCUGCAAGAUUCUUGGCACUUUAUCUACAGAAAAUACACUUUCAGCAUUGUAUAUGUUCAGUUAACCAAAGAAAGAAAGGGAUUACAGCAUAUUUUCAGAUAGAUACGUAUGCAAAUUCUAAAUAUAUUCUAUAAAAAGCAAAAGCUUACAUGAGGGUUUAAACUGGUGUCAAAUCCAUGUCCUUUUUAUGUAUACUUGGGUUUUACAAAUGAAAUAAAAAAAAUAAAAGUGUGCCGUUUCCAAAU